Messenger RNA from Lathyrus sativus (Indian pea), 1527 nucleotides. The record is from the annotation of a GenBank genome assembly. Lineage: Eukaryota; Viridiplantae; Streptophyta; Magnoliopsida; Fabales; Fabaceae.
AUGGUUCUCUCAAAAACAGCCUCCGAGUCCGAUGUCUCCGUCCACUCAACCUUUGCUUCUCGCUAUGUCAGAACUUCACUUCCCAGAUUCAGGAUGCCGGAGGAAUCGAUACCAAAGGAUGCAGCAUAUCAGAUCAUAAACGAUGAACUGAUGCUGGAUGGAAAUCCUAGAUUGAAUCUGGCAUCGUUUGUGACAACAUGGAUGGAGCCAGAGUGUGAUAAACUCAUCAUGGCUUCCAUCAACAAGAACUACGUUGACAUGGAUGAAUACCCUGUCACCACUGAACUACAGAAUCGGUGUGUUAACAUGAUAGCUCAUCUUUUCAAUGCACCUCUUGAAGAAACUGAAGCUGCAGUUGGUGUUGGAACUGUUGGUUCAUCAGAAGCUAUAAUGUUAGCAGGAUUAGCAUUCAAAAGAAAAUGGCAGAACAAAAGAAAACUAGAGGGAAAGCCUUUUGACAAACCCAACAUUGUCACUGGAGCCAAUGUCCAGGUUUGUUGGGAGAAAUUCGCAAGGUACUUCGAGGUGGAGUUGAAAGAGGUGAAACUAAGUGAAGGAUACUAUGUAAUGGACCCUGAAAAGGCUGUGGAAUUGGUUGAUGAGAAUACUAUUUGUGUUGCAGCUAUUCUUGGUUCAACAUUGAAUGGCGAGUUCGAAGAUGUUAAACGCUUAAACGAUCUCCUUGUUGAAAAAAAUAAGGAAACCGGAUGGGACACUCCUAUUCAUGUUGAUGCAGCAAGUGGUGGAUUCAUUGCUCCAUUUAUAUAUCCAGAGCUCGAGUGGGAUUUUCGUUUGCCGCUAGUGAAGAGCAUCAACGUUAGUGGACACAAAUAUGGUCUUGUAUAUGCCGGAAUCGGUUGGGCUAUUUGGAGAAGCAAGGAUGAUUUGCCAGAGGAACUCAUCUUUCACAUCAACUAUCUAGGAGCUGAUCAGCCUACAUUUACCCUCAACUUCUCCAAAGGUUCUAGCCAAGUCAUUGCGCAAUACUAUCAAAUGAUUCGCCUUGGUUUCGAGGGGUAUAAAAAUGUGAUGGAAAAUUGUAGAGACAACAUGAUAGUACUAAAAGAGGGACUCGAGAAAAUGGGGCGCUUCAACAUCGUGUCGAAAGACGACGGUGUCCCAUUAGUGGCCUUCACAUUGAAGGACCAUACAAGCUUUGAUGAAUUCCAAAUCUCCGACUUGUUGAGGCGUUUUGGAUGGAUUGUUCCGGCAUACAGCAUGCCUCCGGACGCUCAACACAUAACUGUUUUGCGCGUUGUCAUAAGGGAGGAUUUCUCGAGGACUUUAGCAGAGCGGCUUGUGGCUGAUAUCGAGAAAGUGUUGCACGAGCUCGAUGCACUUGCAGCGAGGAUAAAGAUGAUAAGUAGAAGUAGCAAUGUUACGGUUCUUGAAGUUGUGAAGAAUAAUGGUGAAGUUGUGACGGCUAAAAAGAGUGAUUUGGAGACUCAAAGAGAAAUAACUGCGGUUUGGAAGAAGUUUGUGUUGGAAAGGAAGAAGUUGAAUGAUAAGAUGAAUGGUGUUUGCUAG